This is a messenger RNA of Brassica oleracea var. oleracea, 1836 nucleotides long. RefSeq lists its product as uncharacterized. The record is from RefSeq and is a predicted model, not a curated record. The transcript is spliced from 7 exons. Lineage: Eukaryota; Viridiplantae; Streptophyta; Magnoliopsida; Brassicales; Brassicaceae. Bases 1 to 1836 code for a protein of 611 amino acids.
AUGAUAGUCUGUUGGAUUAGAACAUCCAUAGAUCCGAAGAUUCGUUCUACUGUGACGUUUGUUCCAGAAGCUCAUAAAUUAUGGGAUAAUCUUCAACGCUGUUUUUCCGUUAAGAACGGAGUUCGUAUUCAUCUACUUCAUGACGAAAUCAAUACAUGCCAACAGGAUGGUCAUACAGUGAUCGAAUACUUUGGCCGCCUCGCGAAACUCUGGGAAGAACUAGACAAUCUCAAAAUUCCUCGGUUGUGUUCGUGUGAAGCGGCAUCGGAAAUAGAGAAAGAAAGAGAAGAAAUACGCAUCAUUGAUGAGGAUCCUCUACCAGAUUUAAACAAUGUCUACUCCAGAGUAAUCCGAGAAGAGCAACAUAAUAACUCUGCACGGUCUAAGGAUGUGAAAACAGAGGCAAUUGGUUUUCAUGCCCACACCGAUACACCUCCGGUUGACUCUCUUCAAUCUACAGCCGUGACAAAUCGCUUCCGUGAUCCUAACAUAACCUGGGGUUCUUCCUCUGGUUCGUCUCAGCAUGGUCGAGGAGGAAGGUAUUCAAACAACGGCAACCGUGGCCGUGGGCGCUCCAAUUCAGCUAGAGCAGUUUCAAACAAUACAACUUCAACCAAUUCAGCAAAUCAACUAAGUGAUCCAAUCGGUCAGAUAACUCAGCUUCUACAACUACUUCAAAACUCAAAGUCAACCAUAUCAACGGAGAAACUAUCUGGUAAACCAACACUCAAAGAUGUCAUUAUUGACACUGGAGUCUCUCAUCAUAUGACCGGAGAUAUCUCAUUACUUAAGGAUGUGGUUGAUAUUUUGCCUUCCUCGGCCAAGUUUCCAAAUGGCCGUGGCUCGCAAGCAAGCAAAAAGGGCACGCUAGACCAUUUUACGAAGACCCUGAUUGGAACGGGUGAAGAACGUGAGGGGGUCUAUUACUUUACCGGGGUCACAGCAGCACGAGCACGUCUACCGGUCUCAUUCUGGGGAGAGAGCAUCCUUACUGCAUCUCACCUUAUCAAUCGCACACCUUCUCAAGUCUUGAAAGCGAAAACACCUUACGAAGUCUUAUUUGGCAAGAAACCAGACUUUGAUAAGCUACGUGUCUUCGGGUGUCUAUGCUACUCUCAUCGUAAGGCUAGGGAUAAGGAUAAGUUUGGUGAUCGUAGUCGCAAUAGAGACGGUGUCUUCUCUGAACAAAAAUUCCCUGGUGUUGACUCUGAAGAAUAUGUCUCUCCACCGCUUAAUACGUAUGAUCUUAGUAUUGAUGAUUGGUUGCUACCACCUGUCGACUUAAGGGGGAGCACCACAACUAUUCCGGUUGAGGAGCCUGCUGCUUUUACUGAUCAGUCACCUCCUCUGGAUCAAUCUUCUACUACACAACCAACGGCGACAUUGUCUCCAACGACGACGACUGUGCCUACAGCAGAGCCAUCAUCUCCUUCGAAUGAGGUUGUUCCAUCCUCACCGUCUCAUGUAUCUCUUGUGAACUCGGAUAUUGAACCCUCUGGAUCUCCUGGUAUUCCAGAAAUUCUUGGUCGUGGUCAGCGACAUAGGACACCUUCUGUUCUAUUGAAAGAUUAUGUUACUCACUCUGCUUCUUCGACCCCCCCUCACGUUCUACCACCUUCGGAUCAAGGGUCUUCACUAACGGUCUCAGAUACACAUAAAGCUAUCAUGGCUGUUAUCAUCAAUGAUGACGUUCCGAAGAGUUUUAAAGAAGCUGUUAAACACAAAGAGUGGAACGAGGCCAUGUUUAAAGAGGUGGAUGCUUUUGAAGUGACUGAUACUUGGGAUGUCACUAAUCUCCCACUGGGCAAGAAGCCUCUAUGCAACAUGUGGAUCUAA